This is a messenger RNA of Aspergillus homomorphus CBS 101889, 1820 nucleotides long. Its product is annotated as putative isoamyl alcohol oxidase. Gene Ontology annotation, molecular function: oxidoreductase activity; FAD binding. NCBI's taxonomy places the organism in Eukaryota, Fungi, Ascomycota, Eurotiomycetes, Eurotiales, Aspergillaceae. The transcript has 2 exons. The coding region runs from base 9 to 1820 and encodes 603 amino acids. The record is from RefSeq and is a predicted model, not a curated record.
CCUUGAUCAUGCUUCCCUUCAUCGUUAUAGCACUGUACCUUGCCCUCGCAGUCUCGGCGUCUCCUGGGUGCAAGGUGACUCCCUACGAUGCAGACUGGCCAUCCCACGAGGACUGGGCGGCCCUCAACCGAUCGAUCGAUCAUCAACUUCUCAGCACCGUCCCAGUAGCUUCAUCGUGUUGGUCCGGCAACCCAUUCGGAUCAACCGUGCCCUGCAACACCGUCAACUCGACGUGGGCCGACGCCUCGUGGCAUGCUCAGCUUCCCGAGUCCAUCGACUAUCCCGUCUAUGCGAACAACUCGUGCUUGCCGCCGAGUGCCUCGGGCUAUGUGGCUGAGCGCGGUUGCACGACAGGCGGCAUGCCGCAAUACGUCGUGAAUGCCACCAAUGAAGCGCAGAUCGCGACUGCAAUGAAGUGGGCUGCUGCACGCAAUAUUCGGAUUGUGGUCAAAGGAACGGGUCAUGAUCUCAAUGGAAGAUCUAGUGGUGCUUUUGCCUUGUCCAUCUGGACUCACAACUUGCACAAGUUGGAACGCCACCCCUCGUGGCAGAAUCCAGCUACCAAUGUAUCCCAAGAUGUGUACGUCGUGGGCAGCGGCCAGACAUGGGGUAACGUACUCACUAAGGCGCUGGAGCAAGGAAGAGUGGUGACCACCGGCCAGGAUCCCAGCGUCGGGCUUGGCGGCUAUAUCCAAGGGGGAGGCCACGGGCCUUUGUCGCGCACGUACGGUCUCGCGUCGAGCCACGUCCUGCAGAUGCGAGUGGUGACGACGAAAGGUGAAGUGCUGGUCGCAAAUGAGGCCGAGAACCAGGAUCUGUUCUGGGCGCUCCGUGGCGGCGGCCCGGGGCUGUACGGAGUCGUUACCGAGUAUGUGAUUAGACAUCAUCCAGCACCGCGGAAUGUCGUCCUGGGUGAUGUUCUGAUCGCUCCCAAGGAUGGCAACAACCACAGCGCUGAGCUGUCCUGGGACGCCGCCGUGACCCAUCUGUCUGCACUUCCCGACCUCAUGGAUGCCGGACUGGCUGGGGCUUGUAUGAUAGCUACGGGCAAUACGGCAAAAUCGUUCGCGUCGCUACACGAGUCCACCGCGGGCGUGGUGGUCAAGCAGGUCUUCUGGGCCUUCAACUCCACACCCGCCGCAAUGGAAGCUCUGGUAAAUCCCGUCCUGGCGAACAUCACCAAGGCGGCCAGGGGAAAUAGCAGCCUGAGCAUCACCUUCACCGCAACCGAUAGCGGGAAUUACUCUUCCUUCUACAGUGCCAUCUCUGGCAGUGAGGUUGCAGGGGGCGAGAGCCUGGUCUCCAGUCGUCUACUGGGGCGGGCUGAGCUGAUUGACACCCCCCACCAGAAACAGAAAGAGUAUCUCAAAAUCGCGAUGCGCUCGCAGGACACCGAAGGUGGUACAUACGCUACGGUUGGUCUCCAGGGCGGACCUGGCGUACGCAACACGCCCGAGAAAGCCUGGGGAGCAUUGCUUCCCGCCUGGCGACCUGCAUAUCUCCAUUUUAUCACCAAUGGUGCUACUGUGAACUCUGUAGCCGCAGGCUCGCCCAAAUUGGCUUUGGAAAAGGCGGCGCGGUGGAAUGAGGCCAAGGAGCAGAUGUGGAGGGAGUGGUCGCCCAAAUCUGGAGCCUACAUGAACGAAGCCAACUCUUACGACAGCAACUUCAAGCAGGACUUCUAUGGUUCUAACUACGAUCGCCUGGUGCAGAUCAAGAAGAAGCAUGAUCCUAGCUACAGUCUGUUUGUGCUUUCGGGUGUGGGCAGCGAUGAGUGGGACUAUGAUUUGGACACGGGGAAGCUUUGCAGGAGGAACUGA